GUUGACAGUCGAGUGAUACCAACAAAUAAAAUUACCAAUGUUCCUAUUUGCAACAGUUUUGCUCAAGUGUAAAGGUUAUUCAAUGUUUUUGAUAAGAAUAAGUGUUUAUGUAUUAAUGAAUGUAGUGCCUCGUGGUUAAUCUAGUGGUUCUCUUGAUAUAUUAAAAUGUCAAAAAAUGCUCUUCUUAGGGUCACCCAGAUGAACGCUGGUUUUUUCGAUAACGAAAUUUAUAAGAUAUUUGGCGAACACGUCCAAGAGAUAUUAACGUAUUUACCGCCUGGUUUUUCUGCGAAAUUUCAAAAUGAAUUAAAUUUAAUUCUGCGUUUAAUCAUUUUUAAUUAUUCCAUCUUAACAUCGGAUAGUACAUUUGGACAGAAACUUAUGUCGGUGAAGUAUGAUAAUUUAACAAAGUUGAAAAGGGGGUUAUACAUUGUUCCAAGCUUUUUGGAGUAUUUCAAAGAAAAAUUUGAAGGAAAAAUCGAAAAUGCUGUUUUAAAAGAUUAUUUGAAUAAAUUUAUUGCGUUGAUACAAAUUUUCCGGUUUUUAAACGUUUCUAUUUUUUUGCGAAGUGGAAUUCGGCCAUUAUUGAUUGAUAGAUUAUUGUUUUUGGAUCAAAGUUAUUUAAAGGAUCAUAAUCAAAGGAUUUAUGAUACUCAGUUUAUGACCAGAGAAUUGUUAUGGGAUUCUUUUAUAGAACUUCUUGUUUACAUUUUACCCUUAAUUAAUUAUCACAAAUUGAAGAGAACUGUAAAAUACUUGAAUCCAUUCCAUAAAAAGCAGAAACAUUUUGAUAUAGAAUCAAGGAAUUAUACUGUUGAUACGAAAUGUCCUCAUUGCGAGGAGUAUCCAAUUUUACCUUCUCAUAUGGGGUGUGCCCACGUUUUUUGCUAUACUUGUUUAAAGGGAAAUCAAUUGGCUGAUAAUCAGUACGAGUGUCCAAUUUGUGAAUAUAGUAGUUAUAAUAGUAUGUGUGACAGAAUUACUAGUGUUUAAUAAAUUUUUUGUUUAAUA
Onthophagus taurus is the source of this 1011-nucleotide messenger RNA. RefSeq names its product peroxisome biogenesis factor 2. Gene Ontology annotation, cellular component: peroxisomal membrane. The record is from RefSeq and is a predicted model, not a curated record. Lineage: Eukaryota; Metazoa; Arthropoda; Insecta; Coleoptera; Scarabaeidae. Gene Ontology annotation, molecular function: zinc ion binding. Gene Ontology annotation, biological process: protein import into peroxisome matrix.